Mycena citricolor is the source of this 4581-nucleotide messenger RNA. The record is from the annotation of a GenBank genome assembly. NCBI's taxonomy places the organism in Eukaryota, Fungi, Basidiomycota, Agaricomycetes, Agaricales, Mycenaceae.
CACGGCUGUAGUGCGCGAUGUGUCAAUUGCAGGAUGAUUAAAUAAGGUUACAACAGAUAAGUACAAGCAAUAAGGUAGUGAUAUGGCCUUAACGUUAGUUGAGAUAAGUGGAAGGGAAGAAGCAUCAAGCGUGCUCGUGCUUGGCCACCUGCUCUCUGUAUCGAUCUCUCCAGUCUCCCUCCUUCUUCAUGGCCUUGUCCAGAUAGCCGAUAUGCCGGGCGAAGCGCUCCAUGUCUCGCCCGUUGUAGUAGUUGUGUCCGCCGCGCGGAUGCAAUGGAGGCUUGGCGGCGGCGUCUUCCGCCGGGUCGAUGCGGAAGAGGGCAUACUCGGACAGUGGCUCGGGGACGCAGUAGAGCCGCUCGUGCACAAAAUAGUAUGGGGUCUGGGCAAAAUGCCGGUAGCCAAAUGCCAGCGGCGGAAGGGAGGGGACUCCGUCAUUGUACAUCUUGACGGCAUACUCGACGAUAGAGUCUGGGCCGUGCUUCUUGCGGCGCUCGGAAACAAGCUCGACCCAGAACUUGACGAGGCUGCGCGUCCCUGACCGAGGGCCCCCGAAGACGACCACACGGAUCGGGAUGGAACCGAUCGGGACAAGGCUCUCAUCGCGAAGGAGAUCGACUAGAAGAAGCUGGGAAACGGCAGCACCCAUGCUGUGGCCGGUGACCACCACCUCCUCGACCUCAUGCUGAGCCAGGCCCUUGCGUAGCGCUUCCAAUGCAGGCUGUUUCGCACCCUUGUACAGCCUCCAGAACCCGGAAUGCACCUUGCCGUGCCGUGAGGGGUGUCGAUGCUUCAGUGCAUGGAUAUCGUAAAGAGCUUGGUGGGCGCUGUUGGUGCCCUGGAAUGCGAGGAUUAGCUGCUUCGUUUCGGAGCGGUAUGCUGCGUAUCCUUGCAGAUGCGCCGUCUGCCCGAAGAAAGACGCGACAAGUUGGGUCCCGCGGAGGGAUGUGUAGUUCUCCAGCGGGAAGGCGGGUUGCAUGAGGGCAUCUAGAUUACCAAAGAUGAAUUCGGGCGGAAUGGCGCUGUAAGCCACCUCCGCGAAUUGACCUCGAGAGACGAGUUGGAAAGGACUGAGAAACAGAUGGACAGCACGACGCACCGAUUUCCGAGCAAUAAUCCGACACCUCUAUCGGCGCGACGUCUUUGAGAGACAAGUUGUCCGGAGCGUACGUCGCCAAGAUUUUGGAAAUCCAUCGGAAGUUCAUCAGCUUCUCCAUCGCGUACAUAUGCGCCUGCUCCUCGGUGAGUAUGUAUUGCUUGCGCAUGCUCUUGGGAAGGGUGAUGACGGGGAGUUUGCCCAUAGCGUUGAUGGUGGUGGUUCGUCGUGUGCCGCAGUCUCGACGUCCGGCCCGAAACACUCAAUCGAGCUGAGAAGGAGGUGAUGUCAUAUCACGUGCGUGAAUACAGCCCCUGUCCUGUCCCAAGCUUGGAAUCUGGCACUGGCAAGCAAUACUUGACUUGUGGGAUCCACAAGUGCUGAAAUCUGAUGGCUUGGAGAGUAACACAAAUCUCGCACUCCCUGGCAGAUAACGUGAGACACCGUGCUGACAGGGUCUUAUCAUGCACUCGGAGAACCGCCCUCCGUGCACGAGUCAAAUGGCACUUGUGUGACAAUACUGUGUGUAAGCUAGUUGCGACUUUCCAUUUCGAACUCGCUUCCGCGUAUGGAUGCUACAGAAAUGGAUGUAUCCGAGCUGUGUUUCCAAUGCCAAUCAGGCUCGUCAGUGCGUGGAAUGGAGGUGGGGGAUAGAGCGUAUCGGCAUGCACAUUCUUCGCGAGCGCUCCGUUUCUCAAGUGUCUUGACCCUGAUGGAACUGUUUCGUCUUAAUCUCGCUGACAUAGCGGCAAGCUAUCCUGCAUGGACAAAGCAUCUUCGCUGCAGCAUCGUGGGAAAAAGGUUGCCGAUGAUGGUUGCAACUGCCGCACGUUUGUCCGCACUGCCUGAUUGCAGACGCUUUGGCCUUGUAAAAUCGACGCCUGACUCCAAGGUUUUACCCGGAACCGUAAAAAAAAAUAGGCCGAAAUUGGGAGGACAUAUGGUAGCACAGGCUGUCGCGGUGUACACAGGCCGUGUCGUUGACAGACGAUUGCUGUGCGCGCCUAUGGUGGGAGUGAGGGUCGGGAGGUCAAUACUUCCGAUUGUGGAAGAAGGCGGUGCAUGACGCCCCUGAUCAGUUGUUUGCCAGCGCGUCAUCAGAACGAGGCGCCAUAUAAAUCACGACACCAUCGACGGCCUUUCCACUCUUCUACCCUCUUGCACGUUCCUCAAUCGUUCUCUCGUCUUCUCUAUCUCUCAGUUCACUACCUUUUACGCGAUGUGUGGCAUCUUUGGUUACUGCAGCUAUUUGAAGGAGAAGAGUCGUGCGGACGUUAUCGAAGUCCUGUGCGCUGGUUUGGCUCGCCAGGAGUAUCGUGGAUACGACUCUGCGGGCAUCGGUAUCGACGGUGACAAGCCGGGAGAUGUCGUGUUCUUCAAAGAGGUUGGCAAGGUCGCCGGGCUGCGCAAGAAGAUCGCCGCCAGCGAUAUCGACGUCACCAAAUCCUUUGUUUCCCAAGUCUCGAUCGCCCACACUCGCUGGGCCACCCACGGAGUCCCCUCGGAGCGCAACUGUCAUCCCGUGCGCUCUGAUGUCCACUCCGAAUUCAUCGUUGUCCACAACGGUAUCGUGACCAACAAUGCAGAGCUCCGCCAGGUUCUGCAGAAGCGAGGAUACACGUUCGAGACCGACACCGACACUGAGGCCGUCGCCAAGCUCCUCAAGUACAUUUACGAUAACCAGCAAGAGAAACGCCUCUCAUUCAUGGAGCUUAUCCGCACUGGCCUCAAGGAGCUUGAGGGGUCGUUCGCCUUCGUCUUCAAAUCGUCUCACUACCCCAACGAGGUCGUCACCGCUCGUCGUGGCUCUCCCCUCCUGAUUGGUGUCAAGACCGACAAGAAACUCAAGGUUGAUUUCGUCGACGUCGAGUUUGCUGGUCAGGACAACGACACGCCCACAAACCUCGAUGCCAUGCCCCAAUCGCCGAACUCUCUGCUUGCUCCUCCUACUGCCAACCCCAAGGUCCUUCGCACGCAGUCCCGGGCAUUUAUGUCCGAGGAUGGUCUUCCUCAGCCGAUUGAAUUCUAUAUCGCGUCUGACGCGGCAGCCAUCGUCGAGCACACCAAGCGUGUUCUCUAUCUGGAGGAUGACGACAUUGCGCACAUUGCCGAGGGCGAACUCCACAUCCACCGUCUGCGCCGGCAAAACGGCGACCAGACACCCGCCCAGGCUGCCACGACGCGCUCCAUCGAAACACUCGAGAUUGAGAUCGCGGCGCUCAUGAAGGGCAAGUUCGAUACCUUCAUGCAGAAGGAGAUCUACGAGCAGCCUGAGUCGGUCGUGAACACCAUGCGUGGGCGUGUCAACUUUGAUGCCCACCAAAUCACGCUUGGAGGACUGCGCGCGUACUUGUCUAUCAUGCGCCGUUGCCGCCGGAUCGUGUUCAUUGCGUGUGGCACCAGCUAUCACUCGUGCCUCGCGACGCGUGCUAUCUUUGAAGAGCUGACGGAGAUUCCUGUCAGUGUGGAGCUUGCGAGCGACUUCUUGGAUCGGAAGACACCCAUUUUCCGUGAUGACUCUUGCGUCUUCCUGAGCCAGAGUGGCGAGACGGCGGAUACCAUCUUGGCGCUGCGGUACUGCCUGGAGCGUGGUGCGCUCUGUGUUGGUGUUGUCAACACUGUGGGCUCUACCCUCUCUCGGGAGACCCAUUGUGGUGUUCACAUCAAUGCCGGCCCUGAAGUCGGUGUCGCCUCGACCAAGGCUUACACUUCUCAAUACAUCGCUCUGCUUCUGAUUGCCCUGCAACUUUCUGAGGAUCGCAUCUCUUUCUCUCAACGUCGCCGGGAGAUCAUCGACGGGCUGCACUCCAUGCCCGGUCUGAUCAAGAAGGUGCUCGACCUGGACCCUUCGCUUGAGAAGCUCGCGGACACGAUUACUAACAACAAGAGUCUUCUGCUCAUGGGUCGUGGGUACCAACAUGCCACCUGCCUGGAGGGUGCUCUCAAGAUCAAGGAAAUCAGCUACAUGCACUCUGAGGGUAUCCUUGCUGGCGAACUCAAGCACGGCCCGCUCGCGCUUGUUGACGAGAACAUGCCCGUGAUCAUUAUCAUGACGCAAGACUCGCUGUAUCCCAAAGUGCAGUCUGCCUUCGCGCAGAUCACCGCUCGCAAAGCCCAGCCGAUUAUUCUGUGCAACGAGGGUGACGAGGGCAUUUCGAAGGACGCCAAGACGAUCCGCGUGCCCAAGACCAUCGACUGUCUGCAGGGAUUGCUCAACAUCAUCCCCCUCCAGCUCCUCAGUUACCACCUGGCUGUCAAGAACGGGUGUGAUGUGGACUUCCCUCGUAACUUGGCCAAGUCUGUGACUACCGAGUAAACGUUGUCGAUGCCAUAGUCGGCUCCCUCGUUUCCUUCCGUGUCUGUGUUUGCUUGCAAUACUUGUCGUUCCCACUCUGGUGUUCGACAUGGACGUUUUGAGACUAUUAGUGUACCUGUAGUAGAAAAUCGCGUGGACUCGUUUCGUAAUCAAUCGUUUGAGAUAUCCA